CCCAAGAUGGCAGAUAACUUGCCCUCGGAGUUUGAUGUGGUGGUCAUAGGAACGGGUUUGCCUGAAUCUAUCAUAGCAGCCGCAUGUUCAAGAAGUGGCCAGCGGGUUCUCCAUGUGGAUUCAAGACAAUACUAUGGAGGGAACUGGGCAAGUUUUAGUUUCUCUAGAUUAUUGUCUUGGAUAAAAGAGAACCAGAAAACGGCUGACCCCUGUGAGGGAAAUACCCCCUGGGAAGAACUGAUCCUUGAAAAUGAAGAAGGUAUUCCUCUGAACAAGGCAGAUCAAACAAUUCAGCAUGUUGAAGAUUUCUGCUAUGCCAGUCAGGAUCUUGCUGAAGAUGUGGAAGAAGCUGGUGCACUUCCGAAGGCCCCUGCCUCUGUUGCUUCUGCUUCUAGUGAUGUUAUAGAGGAGGUCUCUGGCACCCCAGAGGCUGAAGAAGAGUGCUGUCCUUUGGAGGAUCAGCCAUCAUCGGGGACCAAAGGUGAAGAAACAUUCCCUAGCGGUGCUGCAGGAAGUGAACCAGAAUGUACAGCUGACCACAAAGCUGUUGAAGUGACCUCUCUGGGGGAGAAACCCUGUGGCAAUGUAACACCUGGUCAGUCAGUACUGGAAGUGGAAAACAACGAAGCUGCAUCAAUAGUGGAAGCUGCAGUUGAUCCAAUAAAAAUUACUUAUUCUCAAAUUGUUAAAGAAGGGAGACGAUUUAAUAUUGAUUUAAUUUCUAAGUUACUGUACUCCCGAGGAUUGUUGAUUGACCUCCUAAUUAAGUCAAAUGUUAGUCGCUAUGCUGAGUUCAAAAAUGUCACCCGGAUUCUUGCAUUUCGAGAAGGCAAAGUGGAGCAGGUUCCAUGUUCUAGAGCGGACGUCUUCAACAGCAAACAGUUGACCCUGGUGGAAAAAAGAAUGCUGAUGAAAUUUCUUACAUUUUGUCUGGAUUAUGAGCAGCACCCUGAUGAAUAUCAAGGUCAAAAGGACUGUAUAUUCUCAGACUACUUAAAAACCCAGAAGUUGACUCCCAAUCUGCAGCAUUUCAUCUUGCAUUCCAUUGCGAUGGUCUCGGAGGCCGACUGCUACACCAUAGAUGGCCUGAAGGUGACUCAGAAGUUCCUCCAAUGCCUUGGGCGUUAUGGAAACACUCCCUUCUUGUUUCCUUUGUAUGGCCAAGGAGAGAUCCCACAGUGCUUUUGCCGGAUGUGUGCUGUAUUUGGCGGUGUCUAUUGUCUCCGCCAUCCUGUGCAGUGCCUUGUGGUGGACAAAGAAACUAGAAGGUGCAAGGCAGUCAUUGAUCAUUUUGGUCAAAGAAUAAGUGCCAGCUAUUUUGUUGUGGAAGAUAGUUACUUUUCAGAGGAAACCUGUGCAAAUGUGUCCUACAGGCAGAUCUCCAGAGCAGUUCUUAUUACUGAUCGGUCGAUUUUGAAGGCAAGCUCAGAUCAGCAGAUUUCUAUUUUGACUGUCCCACCUAUGGAGGCAGGUCAGUCUGCUGUCUGCCUCAUAGAACUGUGUUCUUCAACCAUGACAUGCAUGAAAAAUACAUAUUUGGUGCAUUUAACUUGUUCAUCCAUUAAAACUGCUAAAGAAGAUUUGGAGCCUGUUGUGGGCCAGUUGUUCAGUGAAAGUAUAGAAACAGAAAGUGAAGGCGCAGGAGAAGGGCAAAAGCCUCAGAUUCUCUGGUUGGUAUAUUUCAACAUGAGAGAUUCAUCUGGUGUAGACAGGACAUCCUAUGCCAAUUUGCCUCCCAACAUCUAUGUUUGUUCUGGGCCAGACAACGCAUUGGGAAAUGACUGUGCUGUCAAACAGGCCGAGGCCAUUUUUCAAGAGCUGUUUCCCAGUGAGGAAUUCUGCCCACCACCACCCCCAAAUCCAGAAGAUAUCAUCUACGAUGGAGAUGGGAUUCAGCCAGAGGAUUUUGGGUUUGGUAAUCCAUCUGAGGCCAAUCCAGAGACUUUGCCUGAGAAAAGCACUGAAGAGAGUGAAAGACCCUCUGAAGAGUGAAUGGAUGGCAAGGCCAAGACUGAACUCAUUUCACCAUGGUAUCUGGGGAAGCUUGACCCAGUCCAAAGUGCAACCAACCAACCAGUUUUUCAUACACAAAAUGUAACCCCAGCAACUGAGAUACACAAGGGG
Messenger RNA from Zootoca vivipara (common lizard), 2124 nucleotides. RefSeq names its product rab proteins geranylgeranyltransferase component A 2-like. The record is from RefSeq and is a predicted model, not a curated record. Gene Ontology annotation, molecular function: GDP-dissociation inhibitor activity. Gene Ontology annotation, cellular component: nucleus; cytosol; cytoplasm. Gene Ontology annotation, biological process: vesicle-mediated transport; intracellular protein transport; small GTPase-mediated signal transduction. Lineage: Eukaryota; Metazoa; Chordata; Lepidosauria; Squamata; Lacertidae.